Molecule: messenger RNA, 1527 nt
Organism: Perca fluviatilis (European perch)
Lineage: Eukaryota; Metazoa; Chordata; Actinopteri; Perciformes; Percidae
Gene: ccdc167
Product: coiled-coil domain containing 167
Exons: 4
Coding region: 90-413 (107 amino acids)
Source: RefSeq, a predicted model, not a curated record
ACCAAUGAAAAAGAACUAGGAAGAAAAACACUUCCGCUGCAUAGUCACAGUUUUCAGCCAGGCUGUCAGAAGUAAGUUUGGGUUACAAUAUGGCUAAAUUGAAAGACAAAAGACGAGAGAAAACAAGUGUCGCCAAUGAGAUUGACCGUUUAGAGGAGCGGCGGGCGCGUUGUCAAGACAACCUGGAGAGGGCUGAGUUCAGGACCAGAAAAGAGCAGCUCUCUGACAAGGACAGGCAGGACCUGGAAGAUGAAAUGACGAUCAUUAAUCAGAGGGUGCUAAAGUUAGACAAGGAGCUGGAGAUGUUAAGAAGAGAGAAUCGGAAGAACAUGCUGCUAUCAGUCGCUCUGCUGGUCAUCAGUGCUCUCUUCUACUAUGUCUUUGUUUUCAAUGAAGAAGACUCCUUGUCAUGAAUAGGCUGAAGAGCUGUGCUGAUGAAAUACUUCAGUUCUGCCUCUAGAUGGCAUCAUUGUGUAGAUCUCUUCUGGUCAUCAUAGUGGGUUUAUCCUGCACAGUCAGAACCCCACCACAGCUUCUUGGACUAAAGUAACGCAUACAUGAGAUAAUAGUAAGGUGAAGUGAGCAAUCAUUUUUGUCUUUUCAGCUUGUAUACAGUCAGUUUUGAUUUUCAUUGCUGUAUAAAGACCUUACUGUAUAUUAUGACAUUCAACAUGAAGACAGGAUUACAACACGGACAGUUUGUCCCCUAAAUAACCAGUUCAAUAUUAAGUUUGCCUUAUGCCACAAAUAAACCAAAGUAAUAAUGCUUUUAUACACUAUAUUGAAGAAAUGCUUCAUCAAAUGGUGCCAAUCAAGUCGGCUUUUUUUCUUUUUAGUCACAUAAAUGUGUGAUAAUGCAUGAUACACGUUGCAUGUGCAUUAAAUGAAUGAAAUUCUUUGAUACGUUCUGUUUAAGUGUGAGUUGUACAGGAUGUUUUGUCGUUACAGCAAAUGGAGAACCUGAAGAAUAUAUUUUUUGUUUUGAUACUCUUGGUGGCCAUACACCCAUCCCCUAAAAGCUGAAAGAUGGCAAAUGUCUUAUUUUGAAUACACGUAUGAAAAUGAGGGUAUGACAAUUAGGUUUGGUCCUUAUAACUCAUCUGUUUUUUUACUUUUAAUAAAUAAAAAUAAACACUGUCAAUUUUAGAAGCAUAUUUAUUGAAGUGUUGGUAUUUCAUAGGAUCAAUAUAUUUAUUAUAAGCUCAAUUGUUAUAUGUAUGUAAUCUAUUUUGAAAGUAGAGUUCAUUACAUGACUCAUAGCUUUGAUAGAGGCCCAAAUUUGUUAUAAUUGGACAUUACUGUGUUUGAGUAGAUGUGUUCUGAUCAGGAAGUUUAUUGUUUGACAGUAAAUACAGAGGAGGCAUCCUUCACCCAGUGACACAGUUAUGGUGGGAAUAGUGUAGCAGUCUAAGGAGAAGAUUGUAAAAAGCCUUAAGGCUUUCUCUCUAUCCUGAGUGGAUAAAAAACAAACAUCACUAAUACUGAUUCUUAUUGCUUCAUUUAUAAUAAAAACUCUUAAAGACCCAA